GGAAACAUGGGUGUCAUUUAAUUAUUUUCAAGAUGUACAUCAAUUACUUGCAAAUAUUAAACAAACUUUUGUCUAUAGUAAAGCCGAAAAGUACGCUAUAUAUUAUAUCUUUGACGCCAUGGAGUACCUAAUGCAAAAAAUAUACCUCUAUUUAAUACAACAAGAUGGAAUACCUGAUUUCGUAUGGCAUUUUAUAUAUAUCAAAAUUUAG
This is a messenger RNA of Funneliformis caledonium, 211 nucleotides long. Lineage: Eukaryota; Fungi; Glomeromycota; Glomeromycetes; Glomerales; Glomeraceae. The record is from the annotation of a GenBank genome assembly.